UUCUGAGUUUCUGUGAAGAGGAAGAAGGAGGAGGAGGGACGAGCAGAAAGGAGAUGUGUGUUUUAAAAAGGGUGUGCUGUUUCCGUGGACGUGUUUUAAGCAGCCACGGGACAUUCGUGAUUUCUCACUCAUGUUGUGAGCUGCCAAUACUCAGUUUAAGUCACUAAAGACCUGUGUGGAGAUGCAGACCAGCAGCAGUGAGAGGGGGGCUGACUUUGAGCAGCUGAAGAAAAGAUGGACGGCCUUGGUGAAACACUUACAAGAUGACCCCAGGGUAGCACGGUUGCUGAAUACGAGACUUGGACGGUACCUCAGCAGCCACUCGUUUGUAGCUCUCACAGCUCUGAUGUUCAGCGCCAUGGCUGCAGUGCCUGUUGGACUCUUUGUCACUUUUGCUGUUGUGACCACGAUGAUAUCUGCAGUGGGUUUUGUUUUCUGUGAGGCAUUCCUGUUGUUUGUCGGAGGGUUGGCUCUGCUCUGGGUGCUCUCUGGUAUCGCCCUCUUCGCCAUCGUGGCCUCGGCCGUCGUUAAUGUUUUGUAUGUCACCACCUUCAGCCUGUUGAACCGUUACUACCCACAUCUGACAAAGAAAGGUGUAAUCGAGGGAGAGAAGACUGAGUGUGAAACUUCAACAGAGAAAGACUCGAAGGCCAACUAGUUUUUCUUCUUCUGCCUGCCUGAAGUUUCGAGUGAGCCCUGCUGAAUCCGGGAGGUUGCGAUGCAGUGAUACAGACUCCUGAACGUGCACUAUGGUGUUUUGUUUGAAAUCUGCUGUUGUAACAGAUCUCAUUGUUAUUGUAUGUCUUAAGCCUAAUAUUGUUAUUAUUUCAGUAGGCUCACUGUAGUGGAGAAAGAGAGAGACCCAUGGAAUAACUAACAUUGAACCUACCUCAUUUGCUAAGUCAAGUAGCCUUGUUUUAAUCAAACGCCAAAGACGCAGGCAGCUUUCUGAUCUGAAGAGUGAAGCCGAUGGCGAGGCGUUUUAAACGUGCACUCAUUUAAUGGCCACUCCUUUGAUUGUGUGAAGACUUACAGCUGUGUAGUAGUGUGCCUGUGUUAUUUAUCCAUCCCUUAUUUGUAGCGUCCAGUUUUAAAAACUCUCAAAAAACAUUCAGUGUGAGGGCUCAUUGACCAGUGAGGGAGGCUUUAUGUGAGGCUCAUUUCAAGAACUAGAGAAAAGGGGGAACUCAUGCACUUGCAGUGUUACUUUAUCCCCCCCCAAAAAGGUCAUGCACUACUUCAUUACAGAUGAACGUUUUGUUAGAAUGGAAAUGCCGAUAUAUUUGUGUGUUUGGCUGCAGUGUACAGCUACUUGAUGUUAAGUGAAAUGCACCAAAAUGACUGUCAUGUGUUUAUGUUUGCUGUUACGUGUGAAGAGGAACGCUAUCUUCUGUCCAAACAGAGGUGAAAAUAUUCUGAUGGGUCCCUCCAAAAAAUAAAGAAUGAUGAAAAAUGUUGUGUAGAACAUGCAGUUGUAAUUAUUUACUGUACACAGCUGUUUAUAUCAAUCAUAAUGAGGCCAAACUCCAUGUACUGAGAAGAUGUUUAUCCAUACUGCAUAUUGUGCAUCUGAUGACUGAACUCAAAUUAAACGUUGUUGGGGUAAAUUGAA
Oreochromis aureus is the source of this 1612-nucleotide messenger RNA. RefSeq names its product lipid droplet assembly factor 1. The transcript is spliced from 5 exons. The record is from RefSeq and is a predicted model, not a curated record. Bases 182 to 658 code for a protein of 158 amino acids. Lineage: Eukaryota; Metazoa; Chordata; Actinopteri; Cichliformes; Cichlidae.